This is a messenger RNA of Ostertagia ostertagi, 921 nucleotides long. The record is from the annotation of a GenBank genome assembly. Lineage: Eukaryota; Metazoa; Nematoda; Chromadorea; Rhabditida; Trichostrongylidae.
AUGGCCCGCGUAGGUCUCGCUGGCGAACAGGCGCACCUGAUGGCCGCGCUGCUGCAGCGCCAGGCCGAGGGCGACGAAGGGCAGCGUGUCGCCCAGGCUGCCCACGGCGGCGAUCAGGAUCUUCACGGCGUCUGCGUCGCGGGCCGGCGGCCGCGCGUGGCUGCUGGACCCCGGCCCGGCGACGAGCAGGUCCGGGUAACCGAGCAGGCCGGUGCGCAGCACGUCCAGCAGCACGCCGAUGGCGAAGCAGGUCCACAGCACCAGCAGCAGCUGCACGGUGAUGCGCAGCCAGCGCCGCCCGCCCUGGCCGUUGUGAGUCAUCCAACGCCGCCGCGCCUCCAGCGCGCCGAACCAGCCGGCCAGCAGCGCCAGCGCCCCCAGCGACACGGGCGCCACGCCGAGUGCCAGGAUGAGCCAGGCCGGGCGGCCCAUCAGCCCCGGCACGCCGCGCGGCGCGAACCAGGCCAGCACGAGCACGACGACGAGCACGCCCCAGAUCAGCACGGCCGGGCCGAUCAGCGGGCCGCCGACGGCGAGCACGAUGCGGUCCUGCGGCACGGCCAGCUGCAGCGCGUCGUUGACGCCGGGCAGGCCCAGCGCCAGGCCCUCGUGGCGCCACAGCGUGCAUCUUCACGUCGGCGCAAGCGCUUCGGGGUGGCCGGCACGCCGGAUAGUCCCGCGUCCGGAUUUGCUGGCGCCGAGGGGGCGCCCAUCGCCCAUGCCUGUUCCCGAGACCUCGCCGGUGGUGCCGCCCGAAGCCGUGCCGACCCCACGUUGGCGCACGUUGUUGCUGGCGCUGGUGUCGGCGCGCCGCGCCGGCUCGCUGCUGACGCACAGCCUGCUGGCGGUGCCGACGUCGAUGUUGCCGAGCUUGGCCUUCCUGGGCCUGGCCUACGGCCUGCUCCACCUGCUGGGCAUUGA